AUGGACCUCGGAAUGUCAUCUAUGCAGGUGGAUGAUCCUCAAAGAGGAUUUAGUGUGCUUGGUGAUGGACCCCUUGAUAUGCGUAUGGAUCCUCAGAAAGCUUUGCGUCCCCCUCAAGAUAGGACCAUGGUUGUUGUGUGCCUUACUGAAGUUGCUCAGAACAUGGGUUUUUCUAUUGCAGACUAUGUGGAUCGAGUGAUGCCUCUGGUGCUUAAAGAGUUAUCGUCAUCUGAUGCAACAAAUAGAAGGAAUGCUGCAUUUUGUGUUGGGGAGUUAUGCAAAAAUGGUGGCAAUUCAGCUUUGAAAUACUUUGACAAUAUAUUACGUGGGCUUCGCCCCCUGUUUAGUGAGUCUGAGCCUGAUCAUGCAGUGAGGGAUAAUGUCGUUGGUGCUAUGGCAAAGAUGAUUAUGGUGCACCCUGAGUCUAUUCCUUUAAAUCAGGUCCUUCCUGUUUUCUUGAGAGUUCUUCCAUUAAAAGAAGACCACGAGGAGUCCAUGGCUGUCUAUAGAACAGUCAUAGUCUGGAGCUAA
Lathyrus sativus (Indian pea) is the source of this 531-nucleotide messenger RNA. The record is from the annotation of a GenBank genome assembly. Lineage: Eukaryota; Viridiplantae; Streptophyta; Magnoliopsida; Fabales; Fabaceae.